Molecule: messenger RNA, 1446 nt
Organism: Caenorhabditis briggsae
Lineage: Eukaryota; Metazoa; Nematoda; Chromadorea; Rhabditida; Rhabditidae
Gene: Cbr-pdi-1
Product: Protein CBR-PDI-1
Exons: 4
Coding region: 1-1446 (481 amino acids)
Biological process (GO): protein folding; response to endoplasmic reticulum stress
Cellular component (GO): endoplasmic reticulum
Molecular function (GO): protein disulfide isomerase activity
Source: RefSeq, a predicted model, not a curated record
AUGUCACCAUCUACAUCCUUCAUUUUACUUCUCGCCGUUUCCAUCGCGGCAGUGAGUGCUGAUAGCGAGAACGUCCUUGUUCUCACAGAGAGCAACUUCGAAGAAACUAUCAAUGGAAACGAGUUUGUGUUGGUCAAGUUCUAUGCUCCAUGGUGUGGACACUGCAAAUCUCUCGCUCCAAAGUACGAUGAAGCCGCCGAUAUUCUGAAAGAGGAAGGAUCGGAUAUCAAACUUGCUAAAGUCGACGCCACUGAGAACCAGGCUCUUGCAUCGAAGUUUGAGGUCCGCGGAUAUCCAACGAUUCUUUAUUUCAAGAGUGGAAAGCCAACGAAGUACACCGGUGGACGAGCAACUGCUCAAAUUGUCGAUUGGGUCAAGAAGAAGAGUGGACCAACUGUCACUACCGUUGAAACUGCUGAGCAACUCAAUGAGUUGAAGAGCAAGAACAGAGUCGUUGUUCUAGGAUAUUUCAAGGAUGCUAAGUCUGAAGCUGCAACGAUUUUCAAUGAGGUCGCUGAUUCAGUUGACGAUAUCUUCUUCGCUGUUGCCGGAUCCGCUGAUGUUGCUGCUUCCGCUACUCUUGAGGCUGACGGAGUUUCACUGAUUCGCACCGAUGGUGACGACAGCGAGACCAACACCAUCGUAGAAUCUGAAAUUACCAACUCGGUCACCCUCAAGCAAUGGAUUCAUGCUUACAAGCUCUCUCCAGUCACUGAGUUCACCCAUGAUUCUGCUCAAGAAAUUGUUGGAGGAGACCUUAAGAAGUUCCACUUUUUGAUCAUCAGAAAGUCUGACUCUUCCUUCGAUGAAACUAUCGCCAAGUUCACUGAGGUUGCCAAACUGUUCCGCGCCAAGGUUAUCUUUGUUCUCCUUGAUGUCGACGUUGAAGAGAAUGGAAGAAUCCUCGAAUUCCUCGGAGUUGAUGCCAAGAAGACCCCAGCCAACAGAAUCGUCAGUUUGGCCGAUCAAGUCGAGAAAUUCAAGCCACAAGACGGAGAAGACUAUGAGGCUUUCACUAACAGCUAUCUUGAUGGAAAAUCUACCCAAGACUUGAAAGCCCAAGAUCUUCCAGAAGACUGGGACUCACAGCCAGUGAAGGUUUUGGUUGCAUCCAACUUCAACGAAAUCGCUCUUGAUGAAUCAAAGACUGUCUUUGUGAAGUUCUAUGCUCCAUGGUGCGGACACUGCAAGCAACUCGUUCCAGUUUGGGAUGAGCUGGCUGAGAAAUAUGAGUCCAAUCCAAACGUCGUCAUUGCUAAACUCGAUGCCACUCUUAAUGAGCUCGCUGAUAUCAAGGUCAACUCCUUCCCAACACUGAAACUCUGGCCUGCUGGAUCUUCUACCCCAGUGGACUAUGACGGAGAUAGAAACCUCGAAAAGUUCGAAGAGUUCGUCAACAAGUAUGCUGGUUCAGAAUCUGUAUCUCAGGAGCACGAAGAGCUUUAA